AUGAAGCAAGCCCAUUCUGCACUAAGUGCAAACAAGACAUAUAUCUGUACUCGACGAGCAAAUGUUUCUGUACAAAAUAUGGAAGAAGUCAUAUCAAUUCUUCAUUCAAUUAUGAAAUUCAUGAAACUGAAAUUUCUCGAGGGAGUUAUUGAUUUUUUAAAGAAUUCGGAAAAUAAGGCAAUAGUUAAUUCAAUUCCAAAUCAAACUCAAAAAAGCGAACAACAAAUAGAACCACAAAAAUACAAUCAAGAGAUAGAUACAUCUAAAUCUCAGAGCAAUCAGACCAACGAAGUAAACGACAAAUCAAAAGAAAACCCCCAAGAAAAUCAAACUAUUGAAAUAUUCAAGAAUAAGAAAGAAAUACUUACAAGAAUUAAUGAACUUAAGGGUGCACCCGUAUGUACGUUUAUUUGA
This is a messenger RNA of Trichomonas vaginalis G3, 414 nucleotides long. RefSeq names its product protein ubiquitination. The coding region runs from base 1 to 414 and encodes 137 amino acids. The record is from RefSeq and is a predicted model, not a curated record. Lineage: Eukaryota; Parabasalia; Trichomonadida; Trichomonadidae. The transcript has a single exon.